Messenger RNA from Dicrocoelium dendriticum, 507 nucleotides. The record is from the annotation of a GenBank genome assembly. NCBI's taxonomy places the organism in Eukaryota, Metazoa, Platyhelminthes, Trematoda, Plagiorchiida, Dicrocoeliidae.
AGAACGUAUCAUGAGGCGAGUGAAAUCAAGUUAAACGUCGCUCAAGUUUGAGACACCGUUUAUCUGAGUAUGUCUACGGAGGGCAGCGCAGGUCAACUUUCGGUGAAGAUGCCUGACCGGUCUGACAACUGGAGACAAUCAAAUCUCCCACAUCGGAAACGUCAGUUACCGUGUUUAACGGCUGAAGAGGUGGAAGAUUUUUUCCUGCAAGUCGAUGCAUACAACAUUUCCUCUCACAAAGUAACCAAACCCAGUGGCAGUGCCAGUGUGCAAAAAAGGGUUUAUUUGAAGCUACCCUCAGAAGCGGCAUUCGAAACAGUCAGGGGGUCUCAGCGAACGACAAGUACUGCCGAAACUGAGGGCGAAGGCAGGACACCGAAAAUUCAGAGACGUGUUCGACGAUGGAAAACAACCGCCAGAGAAUUAAUAAAGGCAGCUCUGAUGGAAUCUCGGUGAUGCACAAACCAGCAAAAGAUUGCGUACGCAGAAUAAAUAAACCGUCUACGU